AUGGAGAAGGCGAUCCUGCUCUUGCUGCUGAGCUUGUGCGCCGCCCGGCUUGACGGCGCAGCGGCGCAGCAGUACUGGACGCCGGCCACCGCCACGUUCUACGGCGGGAGCGACGCGUCCGGCACCAUGGGCGGGUCGUGCGGGUACGGCAACCUGUACAACGCCGGGUACGGGACGCAGACGACGGCGCUGAGCACGGCGCUCUACGGCGACGGCGCCUCCUGCGGCGCGUGCUUCAUCGUCGCCUGCGACGCGUCGCGGACGCAGUACUGCAAGCCGGGGUCGCCGUCGGUGACCGUCACGGCGACCAACUUCUGCCCGCCCAACUACGGCGACCCCAGCGGGUGGUGCAACUCGCCGCGGCAGCACUUCGACAUGUCGCAGCCGGCGUGGGAGACCAUCGGCGUGUACCAGGCCGGCAUCGUCCCCGUCAACUACCGGAGGGUCCCGUGCAGCCGGUCCGGCGGGAUCAGGUUCGGGAUCAGCGGGCACGACUACUUCGAGCUCGUGCUCAUCACCAACGUCGGCGGCGCCGGCGCGGUGGCGGCGGCGUGGGUCAGGGGGACCGGCACCGACUGGCUGGCGAUGAGCCGCAACUGGGGGGCGAACUGGCAGAGCAGCGCGUACCUCACUGGGCAGAGCCUGUCGUUCAAGGUGCAGACGGACGACGGCAAGGCCGUCAUGGCGUACAACGUUGCGCCGGCGAACUGGCAGUUCGGCUGCACCUACCAGGCCUCGGUCAACUUCUACUAGAGAGUGAUAAGAUGAUGAUGAUAGGCGCGGCACAUGCAUUUGCGAACUACUUGGGCCAGCUCUAUGGUUGUAAAAAGAGGCCUUAAAGACUCGACUCAAUGGGCCAUGUUAAGUAACAGCCCAUGAGCUGGGGAGAAAAUUAUUAAAUAGUGCAUAUACCAUCUUCGCAAAAAGGGAAGAAAAAAACACAUUCUUUUAAGUGUGCAUUCUUUUGCUCAAGAAUGUUGGAUUCAUCUAGGCCUUUAUGCCGACUUACAGCUGGACCCUUAUUCCAUUUUGACUUCCUUCAAAACUCAGCUUCAGGUUCCUUUCUUCAUGGAAAUAAUCAUAAUCAUGAGCUGGUGCAUAUGGAUGACAAGAAAUGAUUUAAUCUUCAGAGGCAUACCACCAACAACGCAAGGGGCCAUCUUGCGGUUUAAGUCCACCUAUGCCUUAGUCCUGCAUAGAGUUAAAGAGGCCUCCAAAUAAUCAAUGGUUGAAUGGCUAGAGCUUAUGUUGUAAUCUUCAUGAUUUUCUUUUUAACCUUCUUUGUUUCUUAGAUUCAAUUUGGUUUGCUCUUUGUAAUCCCUUUACUUCUUUUUUUCUCAAUAUAUAACCAGCAGGGCUAAAACCCUCCUGUUUCCAUCA
Messenger RNA from Setaria italica (foxtail millet), 1380 nucleotides. RefSeq names its product expansin-A9. Gene Ontology annotation, biological process: plant-type cell wall organization. Bases 1 to 753 code for a protein of 250 amino acids. The record is from RefSeq and is a predicted model, not a curated record. The transcript has 2 exons. Gene Ontology annotation, cellular component: extracellular region. NCBI's taxonomy places the organism in Eukaryota, Viridiplantae, Streptophyta, Magnoliopsida, Poales, Poaceae.